AAAAAGGAAAGAUUGUGUGUAUUUUUGCAUUCUAAUUCCUGCCCUUCAUGUCCUUUGAUACGGCGGUGUACGCAGUAGUGAAUUUUCGCCGCGGCACGUGUCCGUGUCCGUGUUAGUAGCUGCCCGCGUUCGCUUCUUCCGCCGUGCCAACCAAGCAAAAGCGGAGGUGCCACCGUCGUGUCGCGUACGAGCAACUUUCGAAGAGGCUGCAACAGCGGGCCGCAAGUGGGACAGUGUGGAGGCACUAUUUUCGUAUAGCCACGGUACUGUAAAAAGCGAUCAAGACGCCGAUCGUAACCGAGAAAUUGCCCCGCAGAAGAGGUCAAGCUUUGGGCUCGAAAAUUGCUCUUCGAUCGAAAAGGCAGCAGGCCCCCCGUCGGAAGCUGGUCCAUCCACCAUUUAUGGACCUCCCGAGGAAUCUGCAUGAUUGUUACUUCUUCUACUACUCAACAUGUAAGAAGGGUACCAGCUGCGAGUACCGCCACGAGCCGGCGGCGCUCGGACACGAGAAGACGUGCAAGAUGUGGGCGGAAGGAAAGUGCUACAAUCGCACCUGCACCAUGCGCCACAUGAAGAUCGAAAAGCCGCGCUCGGCGACACCGUGCUUCUGGGAGGAUCAACCGGGCGGAUGCCGCAAGCCGCACUGCGUGUUCCAGCACAAGAUCCCGAAGCCCUCGCAGCCGACGACGAGCAACGUGGGUGUCCCGGUGCAGCCGGCAGCCGCUGCUGCCGCGGCAAAUGCUGCCACCCACCUGCUUCACUCUACUUCGGCCGCCGUCGUACUGGACUACAACUAUGCCGCUUUGCUGCCGAGAAUCAUCUAAGCGACCAGCAGGCGAACGCUUCUCGCGGGGCAUCAUGGCGACCGUGUGUGCGGCUCGCCAUGUGGUUUGUGUCCUGCGAUCAUCCUGGACGACGAUAUUAGGCUGAACCGCAAAACUAACAUGGAGGACACUAUGCACACCAGCUGAUAGGAUUGUUGCAUCGAUACUGUAGCCGUGAGUGGGUGUGUGUGUCCCAUACUAAAGAUCCAGCUAAAGUACACAUCCUUAGUUUGCUCUUAUACUAUCGUAAUGUUUGGUUGAAGGAAGGCAACUAUUUGAAGCUGUUUUGGGCACUUUUCUCAAAGAAAAUGUAUUUAUUAUAAUUAUAUUAUUUUUUCGCGCUUAACCUUAUCAUUCAUCUCAUCAUCAGCAGUGGAUGGGAAAUUAGCAUCCUGAAAUCCAGAACAGGCAUCUAGCGAACUCGAAUAGCUAUAAGAACCUUAGCGAAAACUGUUGACCGGUUUGGCGAGCGGAUAUCCUUUCCAGCAGCUUAUGGGCAGAAAGUUAAACUCUACGAAACAAAGUUAUGGCGCGAAGCCCGGCAAAUGGACGAGAAACCAUAGAAGGAAACGAUAGUCGUUUAGAUUUGUUUCACGGUCGUACUGAAUGCUUUCAGCACUCAGCAUCAUGCGUACCACGAUGAGUGCAUUAAAUCUCCACUUUCUUUGUUACUUUUUACGCAUACAAACACUGCAAUGAAGCAGAAAAAGAAAGGACCCACCCGCUCACACAAAAGCCCGCGUAUGGCGAGAAGUUAAUUAAGGGUAUCUUAGAGCAAGUUGUUUCUUUUUCCCAGUUGUUUUUCUAUUUUUGUUAAACCAAUUCUUCUUUACCACACAUUUUGCAAAUCUCUCGGCUUGAUUGUGCACGUUGCAUAAAGUGUUGUUGUUCACAUUUGCAAACAAGUAAUAUGAAUUAUACUCGAAACAGGAAGCCCCUAACGAUAGUGUUCCACUUGCUCUAUUGGUAGACGGAUGUCCGAAUGGUUAGUUAACUUUUUUUUCAUGUAUUUUGUUUUUGGUGAAGGUUUGUGAUUGAAAGUUCCUUAUCAAAAAAUAUUACAAAAGGAAUCUAAACAAAGUCAGUCGCGCAGUGCAUGCUCAUAAAUGAAAAUAGUAAAAAUUCAUAGUAGAAGACAGACUUAGAACAGCAAAAAAAAAAAUCCAUCGUAUGAUUUAUGUUCAAACUCAAAUAUUAUUUUCAAUUGCUAUAACACUGAACGAUAAGAACAUGGAUACAGUUCAGAAACAAAACACAUACAAAUGAGAAUUGGUAUCGUGCGACACCUGGAAAAGGGUGGUAAGAAAAGUAAUAUGAGUAUAGACAAAAGCAGAAUGUUACACAUUUUAAUUGAUUGAAUAUAUACUAUAACCACGAGAUAGGAAAAAAACAGAUCAAGGACAGCAAGACACCUCGUGCCCAGAAGCACGUACAGGUACUUGUGUUUGGACGUGUUUAAGAAUUCCCCAAAUGAAAUAGCAUGUUUGAGCAGAGUUUUGGUUUGUGACACAUUGUAAAACCUGAGUUUGAAUUGCGCUGUUAUCCUUUCAAGGAGGAAGAACGCAAUCCCCCCUAUUAUCCUUAAACGAAUAAGAAAAAAAAUACCUAGCAAAGGUUUCUUUCGAAUUUGCAAUUCUAAAUUAAAUGAAUACCAUGGAUAAAAGUUAAAUGGCGUAGGGCGCAAAGUAAAAUGGACUAUAAUCGUAAAAUUUAAACGUAAUAAACAAACAAACAGAAUCAAUGGAUUAA
Anopheles coustani is the source of this 2573-nucleotide messenger RNA. RefSeq names its product zinc finger CCCH domain-containing protein 11B-like. NCBI's taxonomy places the organism in Eukaryota, Metazoa, Arthropoda, Insecta, Diptera, Culicidae. The transcript has a single exon. Bases 402 to 824 code for a protein of 140 amino acids. The record is from RefSeq and is a predicted model, not a curated record. Gene Ontology annotation, molecular function: metal ion binding.